AUGACCAAACUACUUGGACUUAGAUAUUUGUGGGUGGACCAACUCUGCAUUAUUCAAGACGAAGAAUCAACAGCGAAGCACGAGGAAAUUUCGAAUAUGGACCACAUCUAUGCCUGUGCCACCGUCACUUUAGUUGCAGCAGCGACGUCUGGACUGUUUGAGGAGAUCUUCAAAGGGAGGGUAAGCAGCAAGGACGACACGCUGGAGGGACCAUUAGCAACCACGCAAGCCAGCGUCAACCUCCGGGAGCUCGAUCAAAAAGCCAUACUAAAUCACUACACUUCAAUAUCUAAGUCUAUGUGGGCCAAGAGAGGCUGGACUUAUCAGGAGGCGAUUCUUAGCAAGCGCGUCAUCUUCUUUUACGAUGAUGCGGUCUUCUGGCAGUGCGGAUGCGCGGUUUGGGACAUGGAUCAUCUGACGCCAGACGAAGACAACCCGAUCGCUGCUACCAACAUGGCCAAGCAAACCCUCACAAGACGCUUUUUGACGCCAUCAAAUCCGGAUUUUGGCCUAUACAUGGACUUAAUUUGUCCAUUCAAUGGACGCAACUUCACCCAUGAAGAAGACGGUCUUAUGGCGUGCACAGGCAUUCUGAACCGUCUAGCUCCGGCUUUCAGGGGCGGAUUCUUGGGCGGCUUGCCAAUUGAGUUUCUGGACUAUGCGCUCUUAUGGCAGCCGCUGAAAUAUUGCCACAGAAGGACCAGCUCCUCUACCAACAAGCCUUGCUUUCCAUCGUGGGCAUGGUGUGGAUGGCAAUGUCUUGUGGACCCGUGGAGCUUCCAAUCUAGCUUCUGUCUCGAUGGGAACGACGCUGUCAGGAAAGCCAAGGCCGGCUCCUGGAAACUGAAAAAUCUCAUCAACUGGCAGACCAAAAUCAUUUCACAGGAACACAGCUCGAUUGAUAGCGCCUUACCGCCUUCAUGCGCACAGGAAGAUUUCUUUUCCGUUAGGAAGUCUUCUAUAUCCUCCCCCAACAUCGAAAUACACGACGAUUUCCACAGCAAUACUAAGGCUAUACACAGUUCAGCUGGAGAUAGGAAGUCUCCUGGGGACCAGUUGAUACUCCUGGAAUGCGAUACAGAAAUAGCCGUCUUUAUUCCCGCAGCAACUUUGGGGAUACAUGAGUCUUUGACGAGGCACAGAGCAGUCAAGCAUGUGUUAUGGGAUCCGACAAUGAACGAAAAGCCCCUACACCACCUGUCAAAGGUUGUGGUUCUCCAAGAUCGAGAUGGAGUUUUUGCGGGCCUCGUUCGUGUCACGGAAAAUCUCGAUUACAAGCGAUUGGAACGGACAACGAGGAGGUUCCCAGAAGGGAUUACCACCAAGUGUGGGAAGGGGUUCGAAAUGGAUCUCAUUGCAAUCUCAGAGGGACGUGCAACCCGUGGAGACAUGAAAAUGUGUUUCGAGGAGAAGGUGCUUCGCAGAAGUCCAUAUUAUGACCAUGCGCCUUUUGAAACAGAGUACGAUGGCGAUGGAUGGUGGACUGGUUCAUCAGCAACUGAUUGGUGGGGCCAGGGCCAUGUCGUUCUGCCUGCCGGAAAUUGGAAUGAGAACCUCACACUUCCAAAGGAAGACGCGUGUGACGAAGAGAUUGUAGAUUUCUACAACGUCCUCUGGGUUCAGAAGGGCGAUGACCAGAUUUCGCGGAGGUUGGGAUGUGGCCGAGUCUUAACGGAUCGCUGGAGAAAGAAUCAACCACGGAUUGUCAGAGUCACUUUGGGGUAG
Molecule: messenger RNA, 1725 nt
Organism: Colletotrichum gloeosporioides
Lineage: Eukaryota; Fungi; Ascomycota; Sordariomycetes; Glomerellales; Glomerellaceae
Exons: 1
Coding region: 1-1725 (574 amino acids)
Source: RefSeq, a predicted model, not a curated record